Styela clava is the source of this 3987-nucleotide messenger RNA. Its product is annotated as solute carrier family 4 member 11-like. Gene Ontology annotation, biological process: monoatomic ion homeostasis; monoatomic anion transport; transmembrane transport. Gene Ontology annotation, cellular component: plasma membrane; basolateral plasma membrane. Gene Ontology annotation, molecular function: solute:inorganic anion antiporter activity. NCBI's taxonomy places the organism in Eukaryota, Metazoa, Chordata, Ascidiacea, Stolidobranchia, Styelidae. The record is from RefSeq and is a predicted model, not a curated record.
ACCACGCAUUUUACCAUUUUCAGAAAUUUAUAAAUUUCCAGAGUAGUGUUGUAGGCUAUAACAAGCGAAGACGGCCGUGCUGGUGAUAAAAUCAUCUUUUACAUCCGAGUUGAUAAUUUUCUUCUCGGAACCUCUGCUAAUUUCACUUCGACCGUUCUGUAGGUUUAUGCCUUUGAUUCGGAAUACGCAAGCUUCAAACCGUUCUGCGUUCAAGACAAGAAAAAAGAAGUAUAACUGCGUCGAUCUGACAUAAAUUCUGGUUGAACUGAAACUGAACAAAAUGUCACUUCAAACCAAAGGCGGUGGUGAAACACCCGAAGCUGAAGGAACGGACUUUACCUACGUAAAUCCAUCCUUCGAUCAACCGAAUGAAAAUGAUGGCGAGACUACAAUCUUUGGUCGAGAUGGAGCUGUCACUGUGACUGAGAGCCCGCCCAUCACCCGUAAUACAAAUGGGAUCGUGGCUUAUAGAGGACAGCCACCACCAAGAGAAAGAUGUCGAACAAUAAGCGAGAAUGUAGAUGCUUUUUCCGAUAUUACUGCGGACGAUGAAGAAGAAUUGUCCCCUAAGCCGACUCGCGCUGCAGCUAUGCUGGAACACCUACCACGCUAUUCUCAACUGGCGAAUAACAACCAUGCGAGACGUGGAACAGGAGGAAGACGAGGGUCGACAUGGAGCAUCGAUUAUGACGAAGAAGACGCUCAUCGAGAACUUAUUUUGAAGAUACGCAAAAAUCUACCACUAAAAGAUUUUACGGAAGAGAUCAGAGCAAAUAAGGACUUGGCAAAGUUUCUGGUUCAGCCCGUGGUAUUAUUGGAUCUUCCGGACACAAAAGACAAAUCCGAUGUAUCAUUCGGCCUGGAAACUAUCAUCGAGAAAUUGAUGGAAAAAUUGCAGAAAGAUUUGGAUUUGGACGAAAAAAUAACUGGAAAGGCAGGGAAAGCUUUUUUCACCAACCAUCAACCUGGAAACGAAUCAUUGGCAUCUGUGGAUCAACUUCGUGAAACAAUUCAGGGGGUAAAGUACGUUCGAGACGGUACAAUAUACGAAGAAACUUGGAUAACCGCUUUAUGCGUCUUGCCUAUGAUCAAACGAAGUCACGUUGCAAUAGCCAGAUUGCGUCAUCCAUUGAACUUGGGAAACAAAUGUGAAGAAGUUUCAUUCGUGAUUGCUGUGGUGGCGCCGAAAAAGGAGAAAUUCACUAAAAAUGCCGUGGAAGUCGGCCGUACGUUCUCUUCUCUCAUGAGCAACAUUUACUUCCGGAAAAGUUUGAGCGACGCAUCCUCCGAGGAAGAGUUUAAACAAGUUUUGAAACAGCAGAGUGAGAAUCAUAUUCGAGAUGUCAGGAAAUCGCUCUCGGAAACUUUCAUCGAAGAGGAAGAAGAGUCUUUCGAGAAUAUGGGGGAAUAUCCGUUCUACCACUUUGGUCGGGGUGUACUUGAUGAUCUCAAACGACGGUUGCCAUAUUAUCCUUCUGAUUUUAUUGAUGGAAUUGUUGGGAAAUAUACCCUGCGAAAAGUGAUUGCAACAACUCUGUUUUUGUACUUUGCGUGCUUAUUGCCUGACAUUGCAUUUGGAACAGUGUAUGAGGAAAAUACGGAAGGCAAAAUAGGUGUGACCGCUUGUAUCAUGGCACAGACGUUCGGUGGACUAGUUUUUUCUCUGUUUAGUGGACAACCUCUACUUGUUCUUUUGACUACGGCACCAUUGGCUUUAUACGUGAAAGUAAUAAAAAUGGUCAGCGGCGUUAUAAAUGUUGAUUUCCUGGCAUUGUAUGCGAUGGUCGGCUUGUGGAAUUCAUUCUUCAUCAUUUUGCAAGGAUGCUUCCAUGCUAGUAAACUGAUGAAAUAUUCGACAAGGUCAACAGAGGAGAUUUUCGCCUUCUUUAUCGCGCUUGCUUUCAUCGCAGAUGCAGUGAUGGCAACGGUCGGAAAUCAUGGACGGAAUUACAACUUCAAUGAGACGAAAUAUCAAGUGAAUGAGACAUUGCAACAAUCUUUGCCGGAUAGUUGUUUGACGGAGGAAUACUGCACGAGGCCAGAAAAUUUUAUUCUCUUUUUAUUUUUGAUGCUCGGAACUUUGGCUCUUGGACUUAUUAUUCUUCGUUUUGAACAAUCUCAAUUCUUAUCGUCAACGAAGCGUGAAAUUUUGGCGGAUUAUGCUUUACCAAUCUCUGUAAUUGUCUUCACUUUGAUCGGAUCCAUAGCCUUUCAAGAAAUAGACGUUGCCCGUUUCAACUACUUUCCCGAAAGCGCGAGAAUCGUUCUUGCGCCAUUUCAUUUAUUGACAGUUGAAGCAAUUUUUGUGGCUGCAGGUUUGGGAUUGAGCCUGAGUUGCUUGUUUUUUGUGGACCAAAACGUAUCGGCUGCACUCGUGAACACACCGUCCAACAAAUUACAGAAGGGAAAUGCAUACCACUGGGAUCUUGUUUUAAUUGCUCUCAUAAAUGCAGUCCUCUCGAUUUUCAAUUUACCAUGGCUGCAUGCGGCCCUUCCGCAUUCUCCAUUACAUGUUAGGGCAUUGGCUGAUGUGGAACAGCACGUGACAACUCUGGGAACAGUACACGAUGAAAUCGUAAAAGUACGAGAAACCAGACUAACGACUUUAUUCUCUCAUAUUCUCAUCGGUCUCUCACUAUUGUUCGUUCACAUACUUCAAUAUAUCCCGGUACCAGUACUUCAGGGACUGUUUCUCUACCUUGGAAUCACCUCUUUCGGAGGAAAUCAACUUUUUGACAGACUGCUUCUUUUUUUUACUGAAGGCAGUUCUUAUCCUCCAAAUCACUAUGUUCGUAAAGUGCCACAGAAGAAACUCCAUUUAUUUACUCUCUGUCAAAUGCUCCAACUAGUGAUUGUCUGUUUCUUCGGAUUCGCUCCGCAAUUCUAUCUGAAGAUGAUCUUUCCUAUUCUUAUACUACUUCUGUUGCCAGUGAGACAUAAGAUAAUGACUCGCAUCAUUGAACCAAAAUAUCUCGCCAUCUUGGAUUCCAAUUUGAGCGUUUGAAGAAAGAACUACAACAUCUCACCACGUUUUGGGCACUCUAUAUAUUACAUUUGUAAUAUUGAUUUUCUGUAACAGAUUAGUUUAGACGCAAAUAAUUUGUAUUGGCUAUUACUUUUAUGUACGAGUUCUCACUCGUUCGCUUUAACCACUUAUGAAUUUGGUACUAUCUGGAAAUGCGAGUGUUCGAUGCCCUAAAGUUUUAUGAUGUCGUCUUGUCCAUUAAAAAUAGUUCCGAGUUAUUUUUAUUGCGCUUUUUUCAUUCACGACCUGAUGUACUAUUAAACUUUCAAUAUUUGCCUUGAAAUAUUUUAUUAUGCUUAUCUGAUCUGAAAAAGUAAGUUGAUGUGAUAAUGCUGAAUUGAUUUUAACCCUAAAUUUAUUGUUGGUUGAGACAACCACAAGAUUCCGUCCCAAUCUUUGAAGAACUUAUAACAGUUGCGAGGUUCUCGUUAAACAUCAUUGGAAAUAUCGAUCCGGAAAACAAUAUUUCGAUGUCACAUUGACGAAUUCAACGUCGACAUCAUCAUUGAACUGUGCUAUAUAUUUCAUAUAUGUAUUUUAAAGCAUUUGGUGUAAUGUUUCUGUAUGUUUGUUUUCUUUUUCGUAGUAUUGGGGAUGUGUCAUUACAGAGCCAAAAACGUUAGUUUUAUAUAUUUUUGUACCAUAAAUACUAACUUUCUUGUUCCGGUUUUAAGUGGGGAAGAUGUUUAUUAUUGGUAGUGUACAUCUCAACAUCUCAUUUUAAGGUGCUAUCUAGUCUGCAUUCGCCGUCCAUCCGAGUUGCGCUUGGAUACAAGAUCUGCGAUAUCUUGAUUUCCAACAAUAUGUUAAUAUGCUGGGUGAAACUUUUUUAUUUAUAAGAACUUAGAACAACGAACAACUUGUUAGUUCAUUUUGUUGUUCAACACUACAAAUUCCACCAAAUUUAUUGUGUAAUUUUCUUUUGAACUGGUUGAAUAAACUAACAAUAGGUGUGUAAUAAA